GUAAAUGGAAAGAUCAAGUGAAAAGUCUACUUUCAGUGGUCUGAGCAUCAAGCUGAUAUUUGACAAAAAGCUGUGGAAGAACAUAUGAAAGCGAGAGUCGCACCAAGACACUAAAACAAUAAUUGUGAUAAUUGAAAAUUGUGAUAGCAGAUUCGCCUAUUUUGCCGAAAAAAAUCAAACCAAGUGCCAAACAUUUAUCCACGACUCUACAAGUCACCGCCAUAAAACGCAAAUCAAGAAAUCUGUGCAGCUUAUUCCAAACUCUAUAAAAUACAACACCAGCAACAUGCCUGAAUUCAUCGAACAAAGCAAAGUUAUCUCUGCCAACGGUUGCGGUCUGCCCCAGCUGCACAAGCUGCGCCAGGACAACUGCGGUCUGUACAGCCACAUCCGCGGCAUUCCCAUCUCGUAUGGCGAUGUCAACUCCCUCACAGCGGGCGUCCGCAGCUUCGUGGAGGAAGGGAUCGCCCUGUGUCAGCCCGACCAGGUGCACAUCUGCGACGGCAGCGAGCAGGAGAACAAGAUGCUCAUCAAGAGCCUGCUGGAGGCCGGCACCAUCGUGGCCCUGCCCAAGUACGACAACUGCUGGCUGGCCAGGACCAAUCCGGGCGAUGUGGCGCGUGUGGAGUCCAAGACCUUCAUCUGCACGGAACAGCGCGAGGAGACGAUUCCCACACCCCAGGACGGAGUGAAGGGAACUCUGGGAAACUGGAUCUCCCCCAAGGACAUGGAGACAGCCAUUCAGCAGCGCUUCCCCGGAUGCAUGAAGGGACGCACGAUGUACGUGGUGCCCUUCAGCAUGGGCCCUGUGGGCUCACCGCUCUCGAAGAUCGGCAUUGAGCUCACCGACUCCGCCUACGUAGUGGCGUCUAUGCGCAUUAUGACCCGUAUGGGAGCCUCAGUCCUCAGCCAGCUGGCCAAAAAGGAGGAGUUUGUCCGCGCCCUACACUCCGUCGGAGCCCCAGCCAACGGCCAGGUGGAACAGCCCUCCUGGCCUUGCGAUCCCGAGCGUACCAUCAUCCUGCAUAAGCCCGCCGAGAACCUAAUCGUCUCCUACGGCUCGGGCUACGGCGGAAACUCGCUGCUGGGCAAGAAGUGCUUCGCCCUGAGAAUCGGCAGCACCAUUGCCAAGCGCGAGGGCUGGCUGGCCGAGCACAUGCUCAUCCUGGGCAUCACCAACCCCGAAGGGGAGAAGAAAUACAUCACUGCCGCCUUCCCAUCCGCCUGUGGAAAGACCAACUUGGCCAUGCUCAACCCCUCGCUGGCUGACUACAAGGUGGAGUGCGUGGGCGACGAUAUCGCCUGGAUGAAGUUCGACUCGAAGGGCGUGCUGAGGGCCAUCAAUCCGGAGAACGGCUUCUUCGGAGUUGCGCCAGGCACAUCGACGGAGACGAAUCCCAUUGCCAUGAACACCGUCUUCAAAAAUACCAUCUUCACCAACGUUGCCUCCACCUCCGACGGUGGCGUCUUCUGGGAGGGAAUGGAGAGCAGCCUGGCUCCUAACGUGCAGAUCACCGACUGGCUGGGCAAGCCCUGGACCAAGGACUCCGGAAAGCCAGCCGCCCACCCUAACUCUCGCUUCUGCACCCCCGCCGCUCAGUGCCCCAUCAUCGAUGGUGCCUGGGAGGAUCCGGCUGGCGUGCCCAUCUCCGCCAUGCUUUUCGGAGGUCGUCGUCCUGCCGGAGUUCCCCUCAUCUACGAGGCCCGCGACUGGACCCACGGCGUCUUCAUCGGCGCUGCCAUGAGGAGCGAGUCGACUGCCGCGGCCGAGCACAAGGGCAAGGUGAUCAUGCACGAUCCCUUCGCCAUGCGCCCCUUCUUUGGGUACAACUUCGGUGACUACGUGGCCCACUGGCUGAGCAUGGAGAAGAGGGGCAAGGUGCCCAAGAUCUUCCAUGUGAACUGGUUCCGCAAGAGUGCCGAGGGCAAGUUUAUGUGGCCCGGAUAUGGUGAGAACUCACGUGUGCUCGACUGGGUCCUGCGCCGCAUCAACGGAGAGUCCUGCUUCGUGGACUCGGCCAUUGGACACAUUCCCUCGGAGGGCGCGCUCAACCUGACGGGCAUGAAGGAGCAGAUCGAUGAGAGCGAACUUUUCUCGCUGCCCAGGGACUUCUGGUCGCAGGAGGUGCAGGAUAUCCGCACCUACUUCGAGUCCCAGGUGGGCUCCGAUCUGCCAGCCAGCAUUUACAACGAGCUGGAGCAGCUUGCCACCCGCGUUGCCGACCUCUAAGUCAGCUGAUGAGGAGAGGGCCCAACCAUCAUGAGAAUUUACCGCAUCUUUACCCGCCUUUCACACCUGAUCACACAUCCUGUCUCAUCUCCAUAUAUAGACAGACAUAUACUGUCCCACACUUCCCCUACCAGUCGUUUCUCUAGUAUGUAAGCCGAAGACUUCCAGACUAUUUAUUUUAUAAGCGAGUGCUAAGUUUAUACUCUAAGAUGAUAUUUUAAAAACAAACCAAACAAAAACUACAAAAAUAAAACAAAAAGAUAUAUA
Drosophila persimilis is the source of this 2497-nucleotide messenger RNA. RefSeq names its product phosphoenolpyruvate carboxykinase [GTP] (gene Pepck1). Gene Ontology annotation, cellular component: cytosol. The record is from RefSeq and is a predicted model, not a curated record. The transcript is spliced from 2 exons. Lineage: Eukaryota; Metazoa; Arthropoda; Insecta; Diptera; Drosophilidae. Gene Ontology annotation, biological process: hepatocyte differentiation; propionate catabolic process; cellular response to insulin stimulus. The coding region runs from base 287 to 2230 and encodes 647 amino acids. Gene Ontology annotation, molecular function: GTP binding; phosphoenolpyruvate carboxykinase (GTP) activity; manganese ion binding.